Ordospora colligata OC4 is the source of this 1074-nucleotide messenger RNA. RefSeq lists its product as uncharacterized. The transcript has a single exon. The record is from RefSeq and is a predicted model, not a curated record. Bases 1 to 1074 code for a protein of 357 amino acids. NCBI's taxonomy places the organism in Eukaryota, Fungi, Microsporidia, Ordosporidae. Gene Ontology annotation, molecular function: oxidoreductase activity.
AUGAAAGCAUGUGUUGUUGGAGGAGGGCCUGCAGGAUUAUAUGCUGCAAAAUUCCUUAUUGAACGAGGUAUUAACACUACGCUGUAUGAAAAAGAGACUGAGGUUGGUGGACUUUAUAGAUACUCGUUGUUGCCUGUAUCUAAGAUGGCACCGUUUGCAAGACUUUUGAAAGAUCCGAACUUUGAGAUGAAGCUGAAUUGUCCUGUAGAUGCUGAGCUUCUUGGACAGCUUGAGAAUGGCUUUGAUGUUUUUGUGAUUGCCACAGGAGCAGGAGGUCCGAGAAUACCUGAUAUUUCAGGAGCAGAGCAUUGCAUAAAUGGACUUGAUGUGAUUAAGUCUUUCUGGAAUGGAGAUGAUGUAAGGCAUCAGUUUAGUAAUAAUGUACUUGUGAUUGGGAUGGGAAAUGUGUCAAUGGAUGUUGUAAAAGUUAUUUUUGGAUCUGCAAGCAAGCAGUCAGGGCAUAAGAUUGAUUCAUGUAUUAACACAAAUAAUAAUAUUGAUGCGAAUACAAAGAAUAUCACAAUCAUAUCUCGAGGCAAUGCAUACAACGGUGCUUUUUCAAAUUCAGAGCUUAGGAGUGUACUUGAAAUUGAUGAUCUUCAGAUUGUAUGCUCGGAAGGAAAUAAUAGCAGUCUUAGUGAACAAAAUAGAUUACAGGUUUUAGGAGUCAAAAGAGUAUUAGAAUGGAUCAAAUGCAUAAAAGAAAAGAUAUUCAAAGAUACGGAUCAUAAAUGGUGGGAAAGAAGAAAGAAAAUGCUUACAGAGAGUAGAGAUGGAAGCAGGAAGCUUCAUAUGAGAUUCAACACAAUGAUUAAAUCAAUAACAAAGGAUGAAGGAAAGUACCGGGUGGCACUUGAAAGAGAUGGAGUGGAAUCUAAUGAGAUUUUUGACUCAGUAAUAUGCUGCAUGGGUUUUGAGAAUGCACGGACACACAAGAUGAUGAUUAAGAAGCCGAUGUUCCAUGUUGGGUGGGCAAAACAUCCAAGAGGGAAUGUUGAUGGAGUGAAGAGAGAUGCGCAUUUUACAGUGAUGCAAAUUGAUCAGAUGAAUAUGAAUGGUCAUGAAAGAGAGUAG